GAUAAGGCGUGAAUAUAUGUGCCACUCAAGUUCCUGCUUUGAUAGCUGCACAUGUCGUCGUUUCAGACGCUGCUUCACACAGUGACACGCAGCUAGACCGUCCUUCCAACUCUAGAAAUGGCCGUCACUGCAUCUAUACUGGUGGUACUCAUCGUUGCCUCCAGUACUUUAUGCGCACCAACGGUCGAGCAGUCCCUGACAAAUAUAGAACAGUCCGUUGCGGAUCUGAGAAAGACCCUUCUGAGCGGCCGUCCAAGAGAUUGCGCCGAUCUUUAUAUCUCUGGCCAGAACCACAGUGGUGUCUUCAACAUCUUUCCUUACGAAGGAUCAAAGCCGGCUAUUGCAACUUACUGCGAUAUGGAAUCAGACGGAGGUGGUUGGACGGUUUUUCAACGGCGCGGGCAGUUUGGAAAUACAGUGUACGACUUCUAUCGAGAUUGGAAGGCUUACAAAAAUGGUUUCGGGGACCCAGCAAAAGAAUUCUGGCUAGGAAAUGACCUGAUCCACGUCAUGACAUCUAACAAGGCAAUGUCACUCCGUAUCGUACUCACGAAUCGCACGGGAGAGACUUUCGCAGCGGACUACGCUUCCUUCAAAAUUGCUGGUGAAAAGGAACAGUACAAGCUCAUAGUCAGCGGGUACACGGGAGCAAAAGGUUAUGAUGCAUUCAGUCAAGCAAACGGAUCCAGGUUCAGCACGUUUGACAGGGACUACGACAUGAGCCGUGACAGCAACUGUGCCGUUACAUACAGGGGAGCCUGGUGGUACACGAGCUGUCACGUGGCAAAUCUCAAUGGCCUCAACCUCGCCGGGGCCCACGCGAGCUUCGCUGACGGCAUCGAAUGGUCAAUCAGAGGCGGCAUAGGAAGCCUAUAUCAUUACUCCUUCCCGCAGGUAGAAAUGAAAAUCAGAGAGAGAAGCUUUGGAACUUUGGCUGCUGGAACUGCAGACGCAUAUCUAGAAAUGGCCGUCACUGCAUCUACAUUGGUGGUACUCAUCGUUGCCUCCAGUGCUUUAUGCGCACCAACGGUCGAGCAGUCCCUGACAAAUAUAGAACAGUCCGUUGCGGAUCUGAGAAAGGCCCUUCUGAGCGGCCGUCCAAGAGAUUGCGCCGAUCUUUAUAUCUCAGGCCAGAACCACAGUGGUGUCUUCAACAUCUUUCCUUACGAAGGAUCAAAGCCGGCUAUUGCAACUUACUGCGAUAUGGAAUCAGACGGAGGUGGUUGGACGGUUUUUCAACGGCGCGGGCAGUUUGGAAAUCCAGUGUACGACUUCUAUCGAGAUUGGAAGGCUUACAAAAAUGGUUUCGGGGACCCAGCAAAAGAAUUCUGGCUAGGAAAUCAGCUGAUCCACGUCAUGACAUCUAACAAGGCAACGUCACUCCGGAUCGUACUCACGAAUCGCACGGGAGAGACUUUCACGGCGGACUACGCUCUCUUCAAAAUUGCUGGUGAAAAUGAACUGUACAAGCUCAUAGUCAGCGGGUACACGGGAGCAAAAGGUUAUGAUGCAUUCAGUCAAGCAAACGGAUCCAGCUUCAGCACGUUUGACAAGGACAACGACAUGAACCCUGACGGCAACUGUGCCGUUACAUACAGGGGAGCCUGGUGGUACACGCGCUGUCACGUGGCAAAUCUCAAUGGACUCAACCUCGCCGGGGCCCACGCCAGCUUCGCCGACGGCAUCGAAUGGUCAAUCAGAGGCGGCGUAGGAGGCCUCUAUCAUUAUUCCUAUCCCCAGGUAGAAAUGAAGAUGAGAGAUGCAAGCUUUGAAACUUUGACUGCUAGAAUAAAUUGAAAUAAAGGAUGGAUAAAUUA
Ornithodoros turicata is the source of this 1817-nucleotide messenger RNA. RefSeq names its product protein scabrous-like. NCBI's taxonomy places the organism in Eukaryota, Metazoa, Arthropoda, Arachnida, Ixodida, Argasidae. The record is from RefSeq and is a predicted model, not a curated record. The transcript has 11 exons. The coding region runs from base 118 to 1797 and encodes 559 amino acids.